CACCACAAAACCCGCAAACCAUGGCCGACAACCAACCCGCUGCCGGCGAUGCCGUCGCCGAGGUCACGGGCGAGAUGAUCUCCAAGACGGAGCUCAAGAAGCGCCAGAAGGCCCGCGAGAAGGAGGCCGCCAAGAAGGAGAAGGAGGCUGCCCACAAGGACAAGAAGCCCGCGCAGGCCGCUGGCAACAAGAACGCCGAGGCUGCUGAGAAGGAGCUCACCCCCAACCAGUACUUUGAGAUUCGAUCAAGAACCGUCAACGAGCUCCAUGCCAAGGGCAAGGCUUACCCCCACAAGUUCCAUGUCACAUACGACAUCCGCAAGUUUGCCGAGGAAUUCUCCAACCUCAAGAACGGCGAGUACGACAAGAGCAAGAUGCUUUCGCUCGCUGGCCGAGUCUACGUCCGACGAUCUGCAGGCAGCAAGCUGUACUUUUAUGAUAUUCGCUCCGAGGGCGUUCGUCUCCAAGUCCUUGCCCAGGCUGACAACCGCGAGGAGGGCACUCCCGACUUUGACGAGCAGCACCUCCACCUCCGCCGUGGUGAUAUCAUCGGCAUCCGAGGCUACCCUACCCGAACCAACCCCAAGACCAAGCAGGGAUCCGGCGACUACUCCGGUGAACUUUCUAUUGCGGCCGUUGAAGUCAUUCUUCUGUCGCCCUGCUUGCACCAGAUCCCCGAUGACCACUAUGGCUUCAAGAACCCCGAGCAGCGGUUCCGCCAGCGAUACCUCGAUCUCAUGAUGAACGACAACGUCCGAAACGUCUUCAUCACCCGUGCCAAGGUUGACUCUUACAUCCGCCGCUGGUUCGACGACCGGGACUUCAUCGCCGUGCAGACCCCCAUGCUCAACGCCAUUGCUGGUGGCGCCACCGCUAAGCCUUUCAUCACCCACCACAACGAUCUGGAUAUGGACAUGUACCUCCGUAUCGCCCCUGAGCUGUACCUCAAGAUGCUCGUCGUCGGUGGCCUGAACCGAGUCUACGAGAUGGGCCGACAGUUCAGAAACGAGAGCAUGGACUUGACUCACAACCCUGAGUUCACCACUCUCGAGUUCUAUAUGGCUUACGCCGAUUACUAUGACCUCAUGGACAUGACCGAGGAGCUCGUCACCGGCCUCGUCAAGCACAUCCACGGUUCUUACAAGACCAAGUACCACAACAUCAAGGGCGAGGAGGUUGAGAUCAACUGGGAGGGCCCCUGGCGCCGCAUUGAGAUGAUUCCCACCCUGGAGGAGUGUGUCGGCGAGAAGUUCCCUCCUGCCGACGAGCUUCACACCGACGAGGCCAACGAGUUCUUCCGGAGAAUCCUCAAGAAGACUGGUGUUGAGUGCAACCCGCCUCUGACCAACGCCCGCAUGCUGGAUGCUCUCGUUGGAGAGUUCCUCGAGUCUCAAUGCAUCAACCCCACCUUCAUCACUGGCCACCCCAAGAUGAUGUCUCCUCUGGCCAAGAGCUCCCGCGACACCCCCGGCCUUUGCGAGCGAUUCGAGGCCUUCGUCUGCAAGAAGGAGAUUGUCAAUGCAUACACCGAGUUGAACGUUGCUGCUGAGCAGCGUGAGCGAUUCGAGGAGCAGGCCCGACAGAAGGCUCAGGGUGACGAUGAAGCGCAGGGCGUCGACGAGACCUUCUGCCGCGCCCUCGAGCACGGCCUCCCCCCCACUGGUGGCUGGGGCAUGGGUAUCGACCGAAUGAUGAUGUUCUUGACCGACAACUACAGCAUUAGAGAAGUCCUGGCCUUCCCUACCAUGAAGCCGGAGCAGACUGUCGGCGUGACUGAGAAGGCUGCCGAGGGCCUCGGACAGGCAUAGACGAGUGCUUGAAACG
Trichoderma reesei QM6a is the source of this 1824-nucleotide messenger RNA. RefSeq names its product Lysyl-tRNA synthetase, class II. The record is from RefSeq and is a predicted model, not a curated record. Lineage: Eukaryota; Fungi; Ascomycota; Sordariomycetes; Hypocreales; Hypocreaceae. Gene Ontology annotation, biological process: lysyl-tRNA aminoacylation. Bases 21 to 1808 code for a protein of 595 amino acids. Gene Ontology annotation, molecular function: lysine-tRNA ligase activity; tRNA binding; ATP binding. The transcript has 10 exons. Gene Ontology annotation, cellular component: cytoplasm; cytosol.